AUGAAUGGUACAAGUCAAAAACUGACUCUGUUGUCAGUAUUUUGUAUUUUAUGUUUACUCUAUCCAUUUACUAAUGGAGAAUCUACUGAAUGGAGAUCCUAUGAUGGAUCAAAUAACAAUUUAAUCAAUCCAAAUCAAGGAGAAAUUUAUGAACCUUUUAUUAGAGUUGCACAACAACAAUUCUUUAACCCAGAUGACUAUCCAACCUUGUCUAUUCCAUUGUCAAGAGAAGUUAGUAAUAUUGUUUGUGAUCAACAAUCACCAGUUCCAUCAAAGGAAUUAUUAUCUGAUAUGUUUAAUAUGUGGGGUCAAUUUUUAAUUCAUAAUAUGGCUCAUGCAUUACCAACACCAACCAAUGGUAAAUACCCAGUAAAGGUACCACAAUGUGAUAAAGUAUUUGAUCCAUCUUGUGAAGGAAACAAAACUUUACCAUAUUUUAGAACAAGAGUCACUGAAGUUGAUUGCUCCACUCCAUUCUCUACCAGACAAGAAAACAAUCUUUGUAUGGAACAAGUCAACAGUCUUUCAGCCUACAUCGAUGCCAAACCAGUUUAUGGAGUUUUCAAAGCAAGAGUUAACCUUUUAAGAGCUUUUAAGAAUGGUGAAAUGAAAUUAACAGAUUUAGGAGAAAAGGGAGAAUUCCCACCAAAGGGAAUUGCUGGUUUGGAAAUGGAUAAUGAUGCUCGUAGAUACCCAAUUGAUCAAUUGUUUUCAUUGGGUGAAAGACGUGGUAAUGAAAAUCCAGGUCUCACUGUUGUACACAACAUUUGGUUGAGAGAACACAAUAGAAUGGCAAGAAAGAUCGUCAGAGACAACCCUUCAUUUGAAGACGAAAAGGUAUUCCAAAUGGCUAGAUCAUGCGUCAUUGAAAACAUCCAACAAAUUACCUAUGAAGAAUAUUUACCAUCAUUGUUGGGAGAGUCCUUGCCACCUUAUUCGGGUUACGAUGACGAAGUCAAUGCACAAAUAUCCAACGAGUUCACAACUGUUGCAUUCCGUUUUGGUCAUUCUGAAGUUGGCCCCACCAUCGAGAGUGUCAACGCCGAUGGCACCUACAACCAACCCCUUCCUCUCAAGGACAGCUACUUUAACCCAAAGUGGUUGGAGGAACAAGGCAUGGAGAAUGUCAUCAGAGGAUUGAGUUACAAGCAAGAAGAGAGUGUAGACAUUUACAUGAUUUCCGAUCUACGUAACUUUUUGUUUGGUCGUCCAGGUGCCGGUGGCAUGGAUCUUGCCAGUCGUAACCUCCAACGUUCACGUGACCACGGUAUCGCCACCUACAACACUGUCCGCAAGUCACUCGGAUUCCAACCUGUCAACAGUUUCUCAGACAUUACUAGUGAUCCAGUUAUCCAACAACGUCUCGAGGCUGCCUACAAGACAGUAGAUAACGUAGAGUUGUUCACCGGUGGUCUAUCCGAAGACCACAUCGGAAAUGGUGCCGUUGGACAAACAUUCCAUCGUUUGAUCACUGAGCAAUUCGAGCGUACUAGAAAGGGUGAUAGAUUCUGGUACGAACAACCAUGGAUGAAGCGUGUCAACGCUCACUGCGAACCAGACACAUUUGCCAACAUCAUCAGAAGAAACACCAAAGACAUGGGUCAACUUCAAAAGAAUAUUUUCCACAUUCCAAAUGUUCCUUCUCCUGUGUGUGAGUUGUCAACAAGUACUCCUUCUCCGUCGUCAUUUCAUUUCCGACGAUCAAUACAGACAGCAGACUCCUAUAUCUACUUUCAACAAUCAAGUUUAGCAAAUAAUAAUAUUAUACCUUUAUUAAAUCAAUCAAAUAAUCAGCUGAUACCGAUACCAAUACCAAUACCAAUACCAAAUUUUUCAGUUUAUUAA
Molecule: messenger RNA, 1845 nt
Organism: Cavenderia fasciculata
Lineage: Eukaryota; Evosea; Eumycetozoa; Acytosteliales; Cavenderiaceae
Gene: poxA
Product: peroxinectin
Exons: 8
Coding region: 1-1845 (614 amino acids)
Biological process (GO): response to oxidative stress
Molecular function (GO): peroxidase activity; heme binding
Source: RefSeq, a predicted model, not a curated record